UAGAAGAAGAGCUGCAGCCUCUCAGCAUCAGCACCAGACGUCUCCCUCCUCCGAUCUGUGCUCUCCUCCUCUUCAUCCACUGCGGAACAUCGGCCUGUUCUCCUCCAAACCCUCCGCCAGCGGCAGACCCAGCUCGCCAUGGACAACUCCGGCAAAGAGAAGGAGGCCAUGCAGCUGAUGGCUGAAGCCGACAAGAAGGUCAAAGCGUCCGGAUCCUUCCUCGGGGGGAUGUUCGGGGGGAACCAUAAGGUGGAGGAUGCCUGUGAAAUAUACGCCAGAGCAGCCAACAUGUUUAAGAUGGCAAAGAACUGGAGUGCUGCGGGGAAUGCUUUCUGUCAGGCCGCUCGGCUCCACAUGCAGCUGCAGAACAAACUGGACUCCGCCACCAGUUUUGUCGACGCCGGCAACGCCUAUAAGAAGGCAGACCCACAGGAGGCCAUCAACUGUCUAAAUCAGGCCAUUGACAUCUACACUGACAUGGUAAGCUGUGCCUCAACCAUUGAACAGCUCCCUGUGACAAUCACUUUUAUCUUUAAGUAAUACCUUGUGUGUGUGUGUGCCAUUGCCCACUAUGAGCAGGCAGCAGACUACUACAAGGGAGAAGAAUCUAACAGCUCAGCCAACAAAUGUCUUCUGAAGGUGGGACACUACAGUGCUCAGCUGGAGCUGUACCCGAAAGCUAUUGAAAUCUAUGAACAGGUUGCUAUGAACACCAUGGACAAUCCUCUGUUGAAGUACAACGCUAAAGAGUAUUUCUUCAAGGCUUCACUCUGUCACUUCAUAGUGGAUGAACUCAACGCCAAGUAACAAACACUAUUGGCCAUAGAAAAGUACGAGGAGAUGUUUCCAGCCUUCUCAGACUCCAGAGAGCUCAAACUCUUAAAGAAACUCCUAGAUGCCCACGAGGAGCAGAACAGCGAGGCGUUCACGGAGGCCGUUAAGGAGUUUGACUCGGUGUCUCGUCUGGACCAGUGGUUGACCACGAUGCUGCUCCGCAUCAAAAAGACCAUCCAGGGAGACGCUGGGGACCUGAAAUAGACAUGUUUACAGAUUGGGGAGUCAGGGCGAGACAAGGGAAAGGGAGGGGGUUAAAGAGAGAAGAAUUAUCAGGAUAGAGGAAAUUAGUAGCUAAAUGAAAGGAAGGGAGAAUGACGGGCAGUGUAAAGAUGUGUUUUGGUGGAAGAAAGGUCUGUAAGAAGAGAGGCAGAGAGACGGACAUAUGAAGAGGGGGUAAAAGGGAGGGAGGGUGGGACUGAGGGAGUUUACAGUUGUACAUAUCAGUUUGCAUGUGACCCCAAAAUAGCUAAGCAUUACCUUUAAACCCCCUUUAGAUUACCCUGUGUCCCUGGUCCUACAGUAUUGCUCCCGUAACACUGGACAGAAUUGUACUUAAAGAGAAAGAAAUAAAAGGUGUGUGUGUGUGUGUGUGUGUGUGUGUGUGUGUGUGUGUGUGUGUGUGUGUGUGUGUGUGUGUGUGUGUGUGUGUGUGUGUGUGUGUGUGUGUGUGUGUGUGUGUGUUUGUGUCUGUGUCCACUGCAGUAAGGUAAAUUAUAUACUAUUUGAUGGGAAAGUGUGCAGGCCAUAUCAGAUUUAAGGAUAUAUGUUAUUACAAAGGGAUAAUAAUGUUAUUUAUGAGAUAACUUAUGAGAUAUUUAUUGUCAAUACUGAAAAUAUUAUUUAUGUUUGUUAUGGUACUCAGUGUUACGAUUUGUCUUAAUAUUUUAGGUAUUAGCCCUUCUCCUUUCUUCUUAUUCUCCUGUCCCUUAUCUGUUCCUCCUCCUCCUCCUCCUCCUCUGUCUCCCCUCAUCCUCUCCUCACCCCUACACAUCGUCAAAAUCAGUGAUAUCACCCAUUGUGAUCGAUUGCUUCCUUGUGUUCUGGCCAACGGUCAGUCGGUGCCGUUAGCCAACAGUGUUUACCACCGCUGCCUCGUUUGUGCAUGUCUUUUUGUCAUGUUGAUGUAAGUGUUCUCCGUGUCGUGCUACCGUGUGAAGAACAUACAUGUAGCCUGGUAUCAUUUGUGUGAAAUCAGUAAAUAUGUACCUCUGAUACCGAGUUGAAAUAAAAACAUCAUCGCUAUAGAUA
Molecule: messenger RNA, 2085 nt
Organism: Perca fluviatilis (European perch)
Lineage: Eukaryota; Metazoa; Chordata; Actinopteri; Perciformes; Percidae
Gene: napba
Product: N-ethylmaleimide-sensitive factor attachment protein, beta a
Exons: 9
Biological process (GO): intracellular protein transport; regulation of synaptic vesicle priming; synaptic transmission, glutamatergic
Cellular component (GO): synaptobrevin 2-SNAP-25-syntaxin-1a complex; terminal bouton; vacuolar membrane
Molecular function (GO): soluble NSF attachment protein activity; syntaxin binding
Source: RefSeq, a predicted model, not a curated record